This is a messenger RNA of Quercus lobata, 2799 nucleotides long. Its product is annotated as WD repeat-containing protein PCN-like. The record is from RefSeq and is a predicted model, not a curated record. The coding region runs from base 139 to 2604 and encodes 821 amino acids. NCBI's taxonomy places the organism in Eukaryota, Viridiplantae, Streptophyta, Magnoliopsida, Fagales, Fagaceae. The transcript has 11 exons. Gene Ontology annotation, biological process: meristem growth; meristem maintenance. Gene Ontology annotation, molecular function: protein binding.
UUCUCUGUCAUGUUCUCUUUCGUUUGUCUCUCUUUCCCCACACUUCACUCACAGACGCAUAAACAACAACAACAGCCUAUAUAGCGUCGAUUUCUUCGAAGUGUUUGGGUUUGAAAAAAUCCACAAAAACGAAAAAAAAUGCUCGAAGCUUACAAGAACAGCUCAAUCGAUUGGAAGCCAUCUCCUGUAGUAGCCCUAGCCACCAGCGCCGACGACUCCCAAGUCGCCGCAGCUCGCGAAGACGGCUCCCUCGAGAUUUGGCUCGUCUCUCCCGGCUCCGUCGGUUGGCACUGUCAGCUGACGAUUCAUGGAGACCCUAACUCGAGGAUUUCUUCGCUUGUGUGGUGUCGAGCUGGUUCUAAAGGCUUGCCUUGUGGUCGGUUGUUCUCGUCUAGUAUCGAUGGUUCGGUUUCCGAGUGGGAUCUUUUCGACUUAAAGCAGAAGACUGUGUUAGGUUCAAUUGGGGUCUCGAUUUGGCAGAUGGCCAUGGCGCCCUAUAUUGAGGGUGUAGUUGAUACAAAGCCCAAGCCUGAGCAUUUGGUAAAUGGGUUUUUAAAUGACAAGGGGGAGGAUGAUGAUGCUGAUGAAACCAGUGAUAGUGAAGAUGAUUCUGACUCGGAUGAGCUUCAAGAGCAACCUGUCAUUGAGCUUCCUCGUCUAGCAAUUGCUUGUGAUGAUGGUUCUGUGCGAAUAUACAGUAUCUCUGAUUCGGAUGAAUUGGUAUACACUAAAUCAUUGCCCAGGGUCAGUGGACGUGUUUUAAGCGUGACGUGGAGUCCUGAUGCAAAAAUGAUAUAUUCAGGGAGUAGUGAUGGGUUUAUAAGAUGCUGGGAUGCCAACUAUGGUCGUGAGAUCUACAGGAUUACAGUUGGACUUGGAGGUUCAGGUAGUGGACCAGAACUGUGUGUAUGGUCAUUACUAUCAUUGAGGUGUGGGACCCUUGUUAGUGCAGAUAGUACUGGUAGUGUCCAGUUUUGGGACAGUCAGCAUGGGACGCUUUUGCAGGCGCAUUCACUUCACAAAGGUGAUGUGAAUGCUCUGGCAGCGGCUCCCAGCCAUAACAGGGUGUUCUCAGCGGGUUCCGAUGGUCAGGUUAUUCUGUAUAAGCUCUCCAGCCAGAAAGUUGGACCUAGUGAUGACAAGGCUUCCUCUAUAGUGAUGAAGAAAUGGAACUACAUUGGUUAUGUAAGAGCUCAUACACAUGAUGUCAGGGCUAUGACUGUAGCUGUUCCAAUCAGCAGGGAAGAUCCAUUGCCGGAUGAAAAGAUAAAAAGAAUUCGUCAUAGUGAGAAGCCAAUUGAAUUUAGUUACCAUAAGUGGGCCCACUUGGGAGUUCCUAUGCUUAUCUCAGCGGGUGAUGACACAAAGCUUUUUGCAUACUCUGUGAAUGAGUUCACCAACUUCUCUCCUCAUGAUAUCUGCCCUGCACCUCAGAGGGUACCCAUUCAACUGGUGCAUGAUACGGUUUUCAAUAAAAAACCGCUGCUUCUGGUCCAGAAUUCCCAUUGGUUAGAUAUUUCCUGUGUACGCACAAAAUGUGUUGCCUUUCCUGACAUGGCUUGUGGACCUUCUGGGGGCCUUGCAAUGACAGAUCUGCUAGCUCGAGUUAAAACAAAGGCAUCUCGGAAGAUUAUUUGCAGUUCUAUUUCUAAUUCAGGGGCUUUUUUUGCAUAUUCCGAUCAUGUGAGACCCAGCCUAUUUGAAUUGAAGAUGCAUGAAGUUGGAAAAAGUACAUGGACUGUUAAAAAAAAGCAACUUCCUCCAGGAAUACCGUUUGGCCAUUCAAUGGUUUUUAGUUUUGAUUCCUCUCGUUUGAUGAUAGCUGGUCAUGAUAGAAGGAUAUAUGUUGUGGAUGUUGGCAGCUCACAAUUAGUCCAUACCUUCACACCAUGCCGUGAAUUGCGUGAUGAGCAAUUACCACCUAGUGAGCCUCCUAUCACAAGAAUGUUUACAAGUUCUGAUGGACAGUGGCUAGCUGCUGUUAACUGCUUUGGAGAUGUGUAUAUAUUUAAUCUGGAGAUUUUAAGGCAGCACUGGUUCAUUUCAAGAUUGGAUGGUGCUGCUGUUACAGCUGGUGGUUUUCCUCCAAGGAGCAACAAUGUGCUUAUACUUACAACCUCUUCAAAUCAGGUCUAUGCCUUUGACGUAGAGGCCAGGCAAUUAGGAGAAUGGUCGAUACAACAUACAUUUGUUCUGCCAAAGAGAUAUCAAGAAUUUCCUGGGGAAGUCAUAGGGCUUUCUUUCUUGCCCUCAUCGAAUUCGACAUCUGUUAUCGUUUACAGUGCCAGGGCUAUGUGCUUGAUUGACUUUGGGAAGCCAGUAGAGCGAGAAGAUGAAAUUGAGUUGGUAAAUGGUCAGGAUACAGCAUUGAGGAAUUUACAGAAUACUCCUAUCAAAGGGAGACUGAAACGUAUAUUCAGAGAUGGUCAGACAGAGACCAAACUCAACAGUAGAAAAAAUUUUGAGUUUUUUUCUUUCAGAAAUCCUGUUUUAUUUAUUGGACACCUUUCGAAAAACUCCCUGUUGAUCCUAGACAAACCAUGGAUGGAAGUGGUUAAAACAUUGGAUGCUGCGCCUGUUCACAGACAUGUAUUUGGGACAUAAUUUGCUUUUCAAAAGAGUUUUGUUUACGUCCUUUGAGGGGGGAUUCAAAUGUGGCAACCGCUGCUUUUCUCCUUGGUGUUGGGGGUCUAAAGCAGGUUUUGUAUUGUAUGCCUUGAAUAAUUCUUAUUAACCUGUUAAAAUAGUAAUUUUUAGUCUCAGUAAUUCAUUUUCAUUUACAAGAUUCUUCUUGUCAUU